Sphenostylis stenocarpa is the source of this 312-nucleotide messenger RNA. NCBI's taxonomy places the organism in Eukaryota, Viridiplantae, Streptophyta, Magnoliopsida, Fabales, Fabaceae. The record is from the annotation of a GenBank genome assembly.
AUGAGCAUUCUUCUCAAGUUGGCGCAGGUGUCCGAUGUACUAGCUCUACUCCAACCAAUCCAGAGACUACAAGACCUUCACCUCAAUCUCCACCGGUUCCCACUGAAAACAAAGCAUUACCUAAGACUAUUGGGAUUGGAGCAAGAGUGGAAUGGAAGAAAGCUGUCCUUAUCUUCUCCUCCAACCGGAAAAGAAGGCGAUAAGCCUUGUGGGCUUAUCGAUGCACACCCCAAACCUCUACAUGUGAAACACUGUGUAACCUCGUUUACAGAGUGGACACAGUUCUGCAGGUUGAAAUUAGAGAGUCGAUAG